AUGGAAACAGCAGCCAUCAUGCGGGUGCAAACCAAGCACUACCCCAAGAACUGCCUGCUGACUGUCAUGGACCGGUACUCGGCCGUGGUGCGUAACAUGGAGCAGGUGGUGAUGAUCCCCAGCCUCCUGCGGGACAUGCAGUUUAAUGUGCACGGGCACCGGGCCCAGGAUGGGGCCCCUGAUCUCUACAACUACUUCACCAUGCUCAAGGCCAUCCGCGUGGAUGUGGACCACGGGCUGCUGCCCCGAGAGGAGUGGAGGUCCAAGGUGGCAGAUGACAGGGCCAGCGAGGCUGAGAAUGAAGCUGCAAAGACAGAGAAGGAUGAGGAGGAGAGGAUCUUGGGGCAGCUGGACCUGGAAGCCCAGUUCCACCUGCACUUUUCCAGCCUUCAUCACAUCCUCACCCACCUUACCCUGAAAGCUGAGGAGGUGACAAGGACAUACCAGGAGAUAACAGGAGAGGCCAAGUAG
This is a messenger RNA of Puma concolor (puma), 471 nucleotides long. RefSeq names its product thyroid hormone responsive (gene THRSP). The record is from RefSeq and is a predicted model, not a curated record. Gene Ontology annotation, cellular component: cytosol. Gene Ontology annotation, biological process: regulation of lipid biosynthetic process. NCBI's taxonomy places the organism in Eukaryota, Metazoa, Chordata, Mammalia, Carnivora, Felidae.